This is a messenger RNA of Soboliphyme baturini, 1325 nucleotides long. The record is from the annotation of a GenBank genome assembly. Lineage: Eukaryota; Metazoa; Nematoda; Enoplea; Dioctophymatida; Soboliphymatidae.
AUGCACGAGCUCGAGUCUGAGAUGCAGUUCCAACGUUCAUUCGAAAGCUACGUCGCAAAAUUGGGCGACGGCGCGCACCUCGAUGACAACCUCUCUUCGUCCAAUGGCAACGGCAUCAGCGUACGAUGCCCAUCUACCUCAGUGAACUCCGAAGAAGCCCCCGCCGAAGGUCUUCGCAUUGCCUUGCAGCAUUUCAGCCAAAGCUUCAAUCUGUGCGAUGCGUUGUGGUUGGCUGCCGAGGUAUUCGGCAAGUACGCUUUGCCGCAUGUACUUUUGUGGUACGGUUCCGACGAAGAAAGGACGAAAGGCGACGAUAAAAUGUUGCCGCAAACGACCUUUUAUCCUUCUGUAACGAAGAACCAUUCGAUCCAUGAAAUAGACUCUAUGGUUUUUCACAAACGAGUAAUCGCAGAGCUGCGGAACGUGCUGCUCGAAGUGAAAGAUGCCAUCGUGUCGCAUUACUCUGUAAGUCCUCCUACCUGUAGAAUGAUAUUCUCGUCGGAAUCGGCCAGAAACCGGCGUCGGAAACUAGAGGACAGAAUUACUGCCAUUCCUCGUCUCAGUGUUCUCUACCCGAACAAGAUGUGGGUUGAGGUGUUCAGCGUUUUUAAGGGUGCGGCCGUGUUCGCUUUGCUGUUAGCGUUUCGUAGGCGACUGAAUCAGCGACAUGACCAAACUUGGAUACUGUUGGAGAAGAAUUUUGGUGAUCUGUCGGUAUUCUGUAUAUUUGAUGGACAUGCUGGUUCGGAAUGUGCAGCUUACAUGUCCACUCAUUUGGUUAGCCACAUUUGUACCUCAAAAUUUUUCCCCGCUGAUCUGUGCAAAGCGAUGAACGAAGGCUUCUCCAGCGUCGACCGCACGUUUCUGGAGAAGUGUCAGCGUGAAAAUAUCAAAUCCGGUUGCACGGCGAUUUGCGCAUUGGUCACUGCGUCUAAUAUCUCUUUAGCUUGGGUGGGUGACUGCGCCGCUGUCGUCAUCGACCGAUUCCAUAACUCAUCUCUACUUACACGAGCACACAACGUCGAAAACAGCAAGGAACGCGCCAGGAUCGAGAACUCCGGCGGCUUCAUUAUUAAUGUCCAAGGCGAGUAUCGCGUCAACGGCUGGAUUAAUGUCACCCGCAGCUUUGGCGAUAUCACCAUUAAACCGCCGUUGAUUGUCGAGCCGGACACGACAACAUUCAGCAUAGGCGAUGAACAUAUGUUUCUGGUGUUAGGCAGCGACGGUUUUUGGGACGGAGUAUCCCCGACAAAGUGUGCGCAGCUCGUCUCUGAUUUCUUACUUAAUCUUUCUGACUCUUCAGGUAAGACGUACCUGAGGUGACA